This is a messenger RNA of Dunckerocampus dactyliophorus (ringed pipefish), 4407 nucleotides long. It is a transcript of the gene avl9, whose product is annotated as AVL9 homolog (S. cerevisiase). NCBI's taxonomy places the organism in Eukaryota, Metazoa, Chordata, Actinopteri, Syngnathiformes, Syngnathidae. The transcript has 15 exons. The record is from RefSeq and is a predicted model, not a curated record. Gene Ontology annotation, cellular component: cytoplasm. Bases 1481 to 3331 code for a protein of 616 amino acids.
UGCGAUUUUCUGUCAACGACUCUCACAUAUUUACGGGUUGAAUCUAAUUUCAAUAUCACUGUAUUAUUUAUAGUAGUAUUAGUAAAAAAAAUAUAUAUAUAUAAAACGAUGUGAAUACUGAACAAUUUCGCUCUGUGUUUCACGUGAUUCGGCUGUUUCUGCGCCAUAUUCUAUUGGACUAAAACAAAGAGUGCAUGGUUUGGUCUAAGAUUGUUCUAUGUUAGACUGACUAGAUGGGUGGAGGACAUCGUUAACGAAACUAAUAGGAGCAACAAAAACAUAGAAAUGAUAUGUAACGUAUAAGCCACACAAUCACUACUAGUUCUAGAAUCGUCUCUCUCGGUUAAGUUAAUUCCACGUGGAUAACAUACGUCGAGCGUGACGUUUGUGUGGUGUGGAACCGGAAGUGCACCGCAGUGACCUCUCUCACUGUCGUCUACGUUUUUGCUCUAAGUGGAAGUGAAACGCAGUCUGUAGUUGUUUCUGCUGGGCUGUCAACUGCGAUCGAGCCGGUGGACCAAACAGCGGCUAGCCGCGGUGUUUACACCCGGGCACCAAAUUACAAAACACUGCGGGAUCGCGAGAACCUCCCGGGAGGGUUGUGGGGACAUGGACGAGCAACGAGGACCGGUGCUCCACAUCGUGGUAGUUGGGUUUCACCACAAGAAGGGCUGCCAGGUCCGCUAACCUCCUGCUUAGCUUGCUAACCGCUUCAUGUUGUUUAUGUGGAGGCAAGAUGCAGUGCUUGUUGACGAUAAUGGUGGUGCAUCAGCUGUUUCUGCAGCGGUUACGUAAGACGUCCUGCACAUCUUUCCAGCUGACCAGCAACAUUUACGAACAUCCGUGUUUCCUGUUUGGAUGCACUGGAGCGUCACAAUCUGAUGAUUUAAUGGCUCAUGUCAUCACUUUGGUGUUCACUGCUUUUGUGUUGCCUCAUGCACUGUUUUACUCAGAAUUGGGGGUAGGAGACUAUAAUGUGACACUGCACAGGAGUAGUGAUAAUACAUGCCGGGAAAUAAGUAUGGCGUUUUUAGCAACAUACCUACAACACGUCUGGAAACUUGUGUUUAUUCACAGGCAGUCUGGAUCACCUGCAUUGUUGGUACAAUCAGACAUGCUGAUUGUGCCUUGAUUCACACCGUAAACCUGUUCUGCAUGCUAUGUGGCACUUUGCCUCGACAAAAGGCAUGACAAAAGGGAAAGCAUGCGACACAUCUUUGGUGGCCUCUGUUUUCCACCUGUCUGCUUGUACAGGGAAAAAAAUAGAGUUGAUGUCCAAGCUGACUUGCUGGAGGCCAUGCGAUAUGGCAGUCAGUGAUCCCCUGCUGGCUAUCACGUUUUAAUUGUCUUUUCAUGGACCUGUCCUCCUCUCACACCUUCUCUGCUGCACAUCUGGUGCUCUGGCAGGAGGUGAAUUGCCACUUCUGCGGAGUUGGACUUGACAAAAACAUCUGAAAAAAACUCCUUGAUUUAUUUGUAAAUGACAACUCACGCUGUACUGGCUAAGCAAGAAAAUUGUGAUUCACAUUUUGUUACCCCAAAUAUGCUUUCAUCUUCUUCACACCAGGUGGAGUUUUCCUACCCACCGCUGAUGCUGCAAGAGGGUCAUGAGAGCAACAUGCUGCCCGAGGAGUGGAAGUACCUUCCUUUCCUGGCUCUUCCCGACGGCGCUCACAACUACCAGGAAGACACGGUCUACUUCCACCUGCCCCCCCUCAGCGGAAACACCAAGUGCGUCUACGGCGUCUCCUGCUAUCGACAGAUUGAAGCAAAGGCUUUGAAGGUCCGACAGGCUGACGUCACGCGGGAGACGGUGCAGAAGAGCGUGUGCGUUUUGAGUCGUGUGCCUCUGUUCGGUCUCCUCCAAGCCAAGCUGCAGCUCAUCACGCACGCUUACUUUGAGGAGAAAGACUUCUCGCAGAUCUCCAUCCUGAAGGAGCUGUACGAGCACAUGAACGGCUCCCUGAGGGGUUCAGCUCUGGACGGCUCACAGGUGUUCCUUGGCUUGUCCCCGCGAGAUUUAAUCCUGCACUUUAGACACAAGGUCCUCAUCCUCUUCAAGCUCAUCCUGCUAGAGAAGAAGGUCCUCUUCUACGUGUCCCCCGUCAGCAGACUAGUCGGAACGCUAAUGACAGUUUUGUCCCUGUUCCCUGGUGUGAUCGAGCAUGGCCUGGUGGACUCGUCUCACUACAGACCUAAGAGCAGCGCGUCCGAGGACCUGCUGGGCAGCGUCUCCGGGGCCGAGGAGUUUGUGUCCGUGUCCGCCAGCGACAUCGCACCUUCGUCACUGCCCACCAGGAACGGCGCCAGCGGGGACGACAACCACCUUAAACCGCCGGCCUGCACGUCACCUGAGUCCUCCGAGAGCGACUGGGAGACCCUGGACCCCAGUGUGUUGGAGGAGGGGCCCAAGGAGCAUGCGGACGAGCGGAAGGAGGUGCCGUCGGGGAUGCCGGACACCUUUGAGUCCAAGCCAACCACACCCAUCACGGUGCAGCCUGUCAGCAGUCAGGGAGGGGUCACGCAGGGGCUGAUGUCGGGUCUGGAGGAGGACCAGUACGGACUGCCGCUCGCAAUCUUCACCAAAGGUUAUUUGUGUUUGCCCUACAUGGCGCUGCAGCAGCAUCACCUCCUGUCAGACGUGACGGUGCGCGGCUUUGUUGCCGGGGCGACGAACAUCCUCUUCCGCCAGCAGAGGCACCUCAGCGACGCAGUCAUUGAAGUGGAGGAAGCGGCCGUCCACAUCCAGGACCCCGAGCUCCGCAAGAUCCUCAGCCUGACCACGGCCGACCUGCGCUUCGCCGACUACCUGGUCAAACACGUGACGGAGAACCGUGACGACGUCUUCCUGGACGGGACAGGCUGGGAGGGCGGGGACGAGUGGAUCCGGGCGCAGUUUACGCUCUACAUCCACACCCUGCUAGCGUCCUCCUUGCAGCAAGAUAACGAGAGGCUACUGGCAGAUUACGGCGCACCCUUCGUCACUGCCUGGAAGAUCACACACAACUACCGCCUAUGGCACAGCAACACGCACCCCGCCAUGGCCGCCAUCACCCCAGGACAUCCUUUCCAGGGACAGUACAGCGUGGCUGAUGUGAAACUCCGCCUGUCACACUCAGUGAACAACAGCGAGCGAGGGAAGAAACUCGGGAACGCCAUGAUGACCACCAGCAGGAGCGUCGUGCAGACCAGUAAGGCCGUGGGUCAGUCCGUGGGCGGAGCCUUAACUAGCGCCAAAUCGGCCAUGUCCUCCUGGUUCUCCACUCUGGCUCAGCCCGCAGCAGUGUCCCACGCGGGCGUUCCCGAGCCCGCUACAGAGGUCAAACCCUGACCAGAUCCGUUCCCUCCAUGGGCUAAACUACCAUAAUCCGGCGUCAUGAAGGGUGGUGGCAGAGGUUGGUUCCCCCAAACACUAUCACAUCAGCUAGUUCGCCUCCCGAGAUAAAGGUAGCGCCGACGAGUACUUCCUGUGAGACGUUAAAGAUGUUGUCUUCACCGUUUGCGACUAGACCCCCCUUUUGGUCCGACAAGUGCGCUGGAGUCAUAAUAUUGUGGUUACCUUGGUAACAGCGCAAACAACAAAGGCAAAAGCAUUUUUUUUUCAGCAUUUGAACGCUCAAUCAGCACAAAAUAGAUUGAUCGUAUUUUACAUUUUACUGAGAAACGUAGACACCCACCAAGAUUUACUAAGAAUACCCUGUUGGUUUAGCAUGCCAACAACUGAGAUUAAUUCUCUUAAGGCCAGAAAAACUAUAUAUUUUUUAUAUAUAAACAAUAAUUAUAUAAAUAAGUUGUUAUAAAAAUUACAUGUUAACAACCCAUUUAUUUUUAUCCAUCUGUUUUACACCACUCAGUUAAGUCCUUUUAAACAGUAUAUCAAGCAUAUACACAAAUGAAAUGCGUUGAAUACUGUUGCUAAAAUAGCCACAGUGUUAUGACAUCAAUCUUUGUGCAAUCAAACCUAAAAACUGACAAAGCCAGGUUGCAUGUUUGGCCUUUUUGUACAGAGCAAAACUAUUUAAAUUGUAUUCAUUUGUUGUGUUUAACCUUGUGUGUGUUUUGUCCGGACACUGGAGAAAGUCCUGAUGUUUGCAGCCUUUUAGUUCCCCACUGUGUGAAUUUUAACUGUAAUGUUUUAUCUUGUUUUUUUUUUUUUUUAUUCUAUUCACACUAAGCUGGAUGAGAAGCAUGUCACACGUGCGUCACUUGUUUCUCCCUUCCUGCUGCGUCUCAUUUCUUAUUUGAAUGUUUUUGGUUUCUUUUUGUAUUCCUCUGAUGAUAUAUUUUCAUUUUGUAUUUAAAAAAAAAAAAGAUCAGACUAUUUUUCCUGACAGAUGCUUGUAAUGUUAUUGAGGAGAAAGCAAGAUGCUAUAUUGAUGUAUUGAAAAUAAAAAAAGUAUACCACGA